AUGCAGAAACUCGGCUGUUCCGAACGAUUCACUCAGAUGGCGCGUCAGUUCCAUGAUGACAUGAUAGCGUGAGUCACAAGCAAUGGAGCUGUCUCAGAGGCAUUCUCAGUGACCAAGGGAGUGAGACAGGGCUGCGUGCUCGCGCCUACCCUCCCCAGUUUCAUGUACUCUGCCAUGCGGAUGGACGCCGUCAGUAACAAACGCCCUGGAAUCCGCAUCGCCUACAGGACGGACGGCGAACUCCUCAACCACCGGCGAAUGCACUUCCAGUCGCUUGUAUCCACAACUACAGUUUACGAACUUCUCUUCGCCGACGACUGCGCCCUUGAUGCCACCUCGAAAGGACACAUGCAAAGGGGCGUGGACCUCUUCGACACCGCCUGCGACCACUUCGGCCCGAUCAUCAACACGGAGGAAACGGUGGUUAUAGAUCAGCCGCCACCUAACGCUGCCUACUCGCACCCCAAAUUAAUGUGA
Messenger RNA from Spirometra erinaceieuropaei, 477 nucleotides. Lineage: Eukaryota; Metazoa; Platyhelminthes; Cestoda; Diphyllobothriidea; Diphyllobothriidae. The record is from the annotation of a GenBank genome assembly.